AACGAAAGCCAUUUACAUGAUUACCAGCCAAAUGCAGGGGAUUUCCAUGAUGCUGUCUGCCAAGACGAGGGAACUGAACAAAGAAAAGAAACGCACCGACACCCUUCUGUACCAAAUGUUACCCAAAACGAUCGCCGAGUCACUAAAAAGAAACGAGGACGUUGUCGCCGAGCUCUAUCAAGAUACGACGAUUUUCUUUUCAGAUAUCGUUGGCUUCACCGACAUAUCGUCCCGUGCCUCCCCAUUUCAGGUGAUCCAAAUGUUGAACAGUCUGUACACGGCAUUUGACCGCAAAAUCGAGAAAUACGACGUCUUUAAGGUGGAAACCAUUGGAGACGCGUACAUGGUGGCCUCCGGUUUGCCAUGCCGGAACGGGACCCGUCAUUCCUAUGAAAUCGCCAUCAUGUCCCUGGACCUCCUGGACCACAUAUCUCAGCUGGAAAUUCCCCACAUGCCCGACGAAAAGUUUCGCCUCAGAAUCGGCGUGCAUACAGGCCCGGUGGCCGCCGGUGUGGUGGGAUUAAAGAUGCCGCGAUACUGCGUAUUGGGGGAGACUGUCAGCAUCGCCUCGCGCAUGGAAUCCCUGGGACUGCCCAAUAGGAUCCACAUCAGCAUUACCACGUUUGACGCGCUGAGCAACCUUGGAGGAUUCCACAUGACAAGAAGGCAUAAGCUUGUUAAGCAGAGCGAGCACUUGGUUUCCAGUGCUGGGAAGGGGGACACCACCACAUACUGGCUCCUGGGGAGUGACCACUUCAAGACACCUGGUGGUGUUUCAACGCCCAAGUACGAUUCAAGCGAUGUUGAAGGGCCAAGUUGCUCUAAAUAUGGAGAAUCGGAGGAAGUUCCUCAAAAUGCGUUCAUAGAGAGGAGAGGGAGCAUUACCUACCAAGAAGACGAGUAACAUCACAUUUCUAUCAGGACAAUAGCGUCACAUCAUUACCCGGACAUAGAGUGGCGUCACAUCAUUACCUGGACGAAGAAUGGCGUCACAUCAUGACCCGGAUGAAGAAUGGCGUCACAUCAUUACCCGAACAUAGAGUGACGUCACAUCAUUCCCGAUAUGAAUUUCUGGUUUGAAAUUGAGUCUUUUUAAUUUGACGGAUGAUUAAUUAAUGAGCAUAACGUCAGUUUCUGUGUUGUAAAAAUUUCUGUGUAGCACAAUAGUGAUUUAGUAACGAUUGCCUCUAAUACUGUCUGACACAAUUCUGGAUUGGUGGUGACAAAUAGAAUCAGCAAUGAUUUAAUUCUGGACAAAGAGAUGCGCGCGCGUGAACGCAUACUGGAAAUGGAACAUUGACUUAAAAAUGAGGCGGUAAUCCAAAAUACAGGGAUAGGUGUCGUUAAUGACCGUCUAAUAUUCUCCUUGUUUAGUAUUAGUAAUUCAAAAUGGUAAUUUUU
Lingula anatina is the source of this 1401-nucleotide messenger RNA. RefSeq lists its product as uncharacterized. NCBI's taxonomy places the organism in Eukaryota, Metazoa, Brachiopoda, Lingulata, Lingulida, Lingulidae. Gene Ontology annotation, cellular component: plasma membrane. The record is from RefSeq and is a predicted model, not a curated record. Gene Ontology annotation, molecular function: guanylate cyclase activity; peptide receptor activity; adenylate cyclase activity. Gene Ontology annotation, biological process: cGMP biosynthetic process; receptor guanylyl cyclase signaling pathway; intracellular signal transduction.